AUGUCUCUCCCUCUCCUUUUCACGCUUCCGCCCUCCAACCGCCAUGAAUUUCUUCUUCUAGACACAUCUUCCAAGAUCACGUUGAAAUCGCUCAACGCACAAAUCACUUCUACGAUCUCCUCGAGCCCUAACUGCGCCGAAUUCAUGGCAAAGCACAAGGCUGCUGACGGUCCCAAAGAGACGAUUCAAGAAUUCAAGAUUCACUGGGAUACCAAGACAAGAGAUGGCAAGAUAUGGCCCGAAUAUACCGUAGUGACGGAUGAGAACUUCCCAGCGAUACUGGAAUUGCUCAAGGCGAAUCCAGUCAUGGGUGUGCUGGAGAUCAAGCUGGGUAGUUCGGACUAGAUUAGCGUAGGACGAGCAAGCAUGAACAUUCAGUAGCAAUGAAAAGGAAAGAGCCAAUAAUCUGUUUGAGAAUCUGAUUUUUCGUAUACAUUACGAUGCGACGACGGGAGCAUUGCUCAAACGUGGUCGUACUUCGUUACACCCAAAAGCCUACAUUCAAUACAUACGAAAAUCUUCAACACCAUUGGUGUCGAAGUAUGCGCUGGAGGGUAGCCCAGCGUCGAGUAAAC
This is a messenger RNA of Alternaria alternata, 575 nucleotides long. RefSeq lists its product as hypothetical. The record is from RefSeq and is a predicted model, not a curated record. Lineage: Eukaryota; Fungi; Ascomycota; Dothideomycetes; Pleosporales; Pleosporaceae. The transcript is spliced from 2 exons. Bases 1 to 345 code for a protein of 114 amino acids.